Messenger RNA from Cuculus canorus (common cuckoo), 7063 nucleotides. RefSeq names its product carbamoyl-phosphate synthetase 2, aspartate transcarbamylase, and dihydroorotase (gene CAD). Gene Ontology annotation, cellular component: cytoplasm; carbamoyl-phosphate synthase complex. The record is from RefSeq and is a predicted model, not a curated record. NCBI's taxonomy places the organism in Eukaryota, Metazoa, Chordata, Aves, Cuculiformes, Cuculidae. The transcript is spliced from 44 exons. Gene Ontology annotation, biological process: L-glutamine metabolic process; L-arginine biosynthetic process; 'de novo' pyrimidine nucleobase biosynthetic process. Gene Ontology annotation, molecular function: metal ion binding; carbamoyl-phosphate synthase (glutamine-hydrolyzing) activity; ATP binding. The coding region runs from base 107 to 6961 and encodes 2284 amino acids.
CGGAUCCUCCCGCGCUGCCGCCGCCGCGCCUCACACACUCCCCCGCAUCCUCCCCCACCCCCGGUCGCCGCCGCCGCGGAGCCGCCGGAGCGCACGUGGAGCCGCCAUGGGCCGCUUGGUGCUGCAGGACGGGACGGUGCUCCGGGGCCGCCCCUUCGGGGCCGCCGGGGCCGCCGCCGGGGAAGUCGUGUUCCAGACCGGCAUGGUGGGGUACCCCGAGGCGCUCACCGACCCCUCUUACGAGGCUCAGAUCCUUGUGCUCACCUACCCCCUCGUCGGGAACUACGGGGUCCCGCGGGACGAGACCGACCCCUUCGGCCUCAGCAGGUGGUUCGAGUCCAGCAGGAUCCACGUGGCCGCGCUGGUGGUGGGCGAGUGUUCGGAGACUCCGAGCCACUGGAGCGCCUCCCGCUCCCUUGACCAGUGGCUGAAGGAGCACAACAUCCCCGGGCUGCAAGGCAUAGACACACGGGCACUGACGAAGAAGCUGCGUGAGGAGGGGUCUCUGCUGGGGAAGCUGCUGCCCGAUGGGACCCCCGAGAGCAGCGUCCCCUUCGAGGACCCCAACACAAGACACCUGGUGCAGGAAGUGUCACUCAAGAGCCCUCGUGUAUUCAACCCUGGGGGGUCACUGCGUGUCACGGCCCUCGACUGUGGCCUCAAGAGCAACCAAGUGCGGUGCCUGUGCCAGCGCGGCGCCACCGUCACUGUGGUGCCCUGGGACCACGUGCUGGAUCCCAUAGAUUUCGACGCGCUGUUUGUCAGCAAUGGCCCCGGGGACCCCCAGCUGUGCGAGGCGACCGUGUCCAGGCUUCGCCGGGUGCUGGAUGCGCCGCAGCCCAAGCCGGUGUUCGGGAUCUGCCUGGGCCACCAGCUGCUCGCCCUGGCCAUCGGCGCCCGCACCUACAAGAUGAAGUAUGGGAACCGUGGUCACAACCAGCCGUGUCUGCACGAGGAGUCACGGCGCUGCUUCAUGACGGCGCAGAACCAUGGCUUCGCGGUGGAGGCGAGCAGCCUGCCGCGCGGCUGGGCCCCGCUCUUCACUAAUGCCAACGAUGGCUCCAAUGAGGGCAUCGUCCAUGAGCACAGGCCCUUCUUCAGUGUCCAGUUCCACCCCGAACACCGUGCUGGCCCCACGGAUCUCGAGGGGCUCUUUGAUGUCUUCAUCGAGACAGCGAGGGACCUGCGAAGUGGAGACGGCAGCGGCCGCACCGUGCGAGAGCGGCUGCACGCCUGGCUGACCCACGGCGCAGCACCGGCACGGGAUCUGGAUGUGGCGCGGCCACGCAAGGUGCUGAUCCUGGGCUCGGGCGGGCUCUCCAUCGGCCAAGCCGGCGAGUUCGACUACUCAGGGUCACAGGCCAUCAAGGCACUGAAGGAAGAGCACGUCCAGACAGUGCUGAUCAACCCCAACAUUGCAACGGUGCAGACGUCAAAGGGGCUGGCGGACAGGGUCUACUUCCUGCCCAUCACCCCCCAGUACGUCACCCAGGUGAUCCGGAACGAGCGCCCCGAUGGUGUGCUGCUGACGUUUGGUGGGCAGACGGCGCUCAACUGUGGUGUGGAGCUGCAGAAGGCGGGCGUGCUGGAACGGUACAACGUGCGUGUGCUCGGCACCCCCGUCGCCUCCAUCGAGAUGACGGAGGACCGCAAGGUCUUCGUUGAGAAGAUGGAGGAGAUCGGCGAGCACGUGGCACCUAGCGAGGCUGCCGCCUCCCUGGAGCAGGCACUGGCAGCAGCAGAGCGGUUGGGGUACCCGGUGCUGGUGCGCUCAGCUUACGCGCUGGGGGGCCUGGGCUCUGGCUUCGCCAGCAACCGGGAGGAAUUGGUGGCACUGGUGAGCCAGGCGUUCGCCCACACCUCUCAGGUCCUGGUGGAUAAGUCCCUCAAGGGCUGGAAAGAGAUUGAGUACGAGGUGGUGCGGGACGCCUACGACAAUUGUGUUGCGGUGUGCAACAUGGAGAACCUGGACCCGCUGGGCAUCCACACGGGAGAGUCCAUUGUGGUGGCACCCAGCCAGACCCUCAACGACACAGAGUACUUCCUGCUGCGCCGCACAGCUGUCAAGGUGGUUCGGCACCUGGGCAUCGUCGGCGAGUGCAACAUUCAGUUCGCCCUCAACCCAGAAUCAGAGCAGUACUACAUCAUCGAGGUGAACGCCCGGCUCUCCCGCAGCUCCGCACUGGCCAGCAAAGCUACCGGCUACCCACUGGCCUACGUGGCUGCCAAGCUGGCCUUGGGCAUCCCCCUGCCCAUCCUCAGGAACUCGGUCACCAACUCCACAACGGCCAACUUUGAGCCCAGCCUGGACUACUGUGUCGUGAAGAUCCCCCGCUGGGACCUCAGCAAGUUCCUGCGCGUCAGCACCAAGAUCGGCAGCUCCAUGAAGAGCGUGGGGGAGGUCAUGGCCAUCGGCAGGAACUUCGAGGAGGCUUUCCAGAAGGCGCUGAGGAUGGUGGAUGAAAACUGCGUUGGCUUUGACCACACGGUGAAGCCUGUGUCGGAUGUGGUGAGCACUGGGGUCUGGGGUGAGGUCUGUGCUGGCAGUGCGGUCCUGGGGAGGUUCCUGGCCCCGCUCACCGCACUGGCCUGGCAGGAGCUGGAGACACCGACGGACAAGCGGAUCUUUGUGCUGGCGGCUGCGCUGCGCGCCGGCUACUCCAUAGAGCGGCUCUACGAGCUGACCAAGAUCGACCGCUGGUUCCUGCACAAGAUGAAGAAUAUCACGGACCAUGCGGCACUGCUGGAGUCAUACCGUGAGGAGCAGAGCACCAUGCCGCCUGCCGUGCUCCAGCGCGCAAAGCAGCUCGGCUUCUCUGACAAGCAGGUGGCCCAGGCCGUGCUCAGCACCGAGCUGGCCGUGCGGAAGAUGCGGCGUGACCUGCAGAUCCUGCCGGUGGUGAAGCAGAUCGACACGGUGGCAGCGGAGUGGCCGGCACAGACCAACUACCUGUAUCUGACCUACAACGGUACCGAGCAUGACCUGGCCUUCCACGAGCCCCACGUCAUGGUCAUUGGCUCCGGCGUCUACCGCAUCGGCAGCAGCGUUGAGUUCGACUGGUGCGCUGUCGGCUGCAUCCAAGAGCUGCGCAAGAUGGGCUUCAAGACGAUCAUGGUGAACUACAACCCGGAGACAGUGAGCACUGACUAUGAUAUGUGUGACCGCCUCUACUUUGACGAGAUCUCCUUUGAGGUGGUUAUGGACAUCUACGAGCUGGAGAACCCUGAGGGUGUGAUCCUGUCCAUGGGCGGGCAGCUGCCCAACAACAUAGCCAUGGCCCUGCACCGGCAGCAGUGCCGCAUCCUGGGCACCUCCCCAGAGGCCAUUGACUCUGCUGAGAACCGCUUCAAGUUCUCCCGCCUGCUCGAUUCCAUCGGCAUCAGCCAGCCGCUCUGGAAGGAACUCUCCGACAUGGAGUCAGCCAAGCAGUUCUGCUGCAAGGUUGGGUACCCCUGCGUCGUGCGCCCCUCCUAUGUGCUGAGCGGCGCCGCCAUGAAUGUCGCCUACUCGGACAGCGACCUGGAGAAGUUCCUGAGCAACGCCGUGGCCGUCUCCAAGGAGCAGCCCGUCGUCAUCUCCAAGUUCAUCCAGGAAGCCAAGGAGAUCGACGUGGAUGCAGUGGCCUGUGACGGCGUGGUGGUGGCCAUCGCCAUCUCGGAGCACGUGGAGAAUGCUGGGGUGCACUCGGGCGAUGCCACACUGGUGACGCCCCCCCAGGACAUCACCCCUAAGACACUGGAGCGUAUCAAGGCCAUCGUCCAUGCUGUCGGGCAGGAGCUGCAGGUCACCGGGCCCUUCAACCUGCAGCUCAUUGCCAAGGAUGACCAGCUGAAGGUGAUCGAAUGCAACGUCCGGGUCUCCCGCUCCUUCCCCUUUGUCUCCAAGACCCUGGGAGUGGACCUGGUGGCUUUGGCCACCCAGGUGAUCAUGGGCGAGGAUGUGGAGCCUGUGGGGCUGAUGACAGGCACGGGCAUCGUGGGUGUCAAGGUGCCCCAGUUCUCCUUCUCGCGCCUGGCAGGCGCUGAUGUGGUGCUGGGUGUGGAGAUGACCAGCACGGGUGAGGUGGCCUGCUUUGGCGAGAACCGCUGCGAGGCAUACCUGAAGGCCAUGCUCAGCACCGGCUUCAAGAUCCCCAAGAAGAACAUCCUGCUGACCAUCGGCAGCUACAAGAACAAGAGUGAGCUGCUGCCCACAGUGCGGACCCUGGAAAGCCUCGGCUACAAGCUGUAUGCCAGCCUGGGCACAGCUGACUUCUACACCGAGCAUGGCAUCAAGGUGAUGGCUGUGGACUGGCAUUUUGAGGAGGCGGAUGGCAGCGAGGUGGGUACACGGGAGACACAGCGCAGCAUCCUGGACUACCUGGCUGAGAACCACUUCGAGAUGGUCAUCAACCUCUCAAUGCGCAACUCGGGCGGCCGCCGGCUCUCCUCCUUCGUCACCAAGGGCUACCGCACGCGGCGCCUGGCCGUUGACUACUCCGUGCCACUCAUCAUUGACAUCAAGUGCACCAAGCUCUUCGUGGAGGCGCUGGGCCAGAUCGGGGCAGCCCCCCCACUGAAGAUGCACGUGGACUGCAUGACGUCCCAGAAACUCAUCCGUCUGCCAGGCCUCAUAGAUGUCCACGUCCACCUCCGUGAGCCAGGCGGCACCCACAAGGAGGACUUUGCAUCAGGCACAGCGGCCGCACUGGCUGGCGGCAUCACCAUGGUGUGCUCCAUGCCCAACACCAAUCCCACCAUCACUGACGCUGCCUCCUUUGCGCUGGCACAGAAGCUUGCUGAGGCUGGUGCCCGCUGUGACUUCGCCCUCUUCCUGGGCGCUUCCUCGGAGAAUGCUGGCUCAUUGGGUGCCCUGGCCGGUGCAGCCGCGGGGCUCAAGAUGUAUCUGAAUGACACCUUCUCCAGCCUGCGCAUGGAUGAUGUGUCACUGUGGAUGGAGCACUUCGAGCACUGGCCGCGGCACCUGCCUGUGGUGGCCCAUGCGGAGCGGCAGACGGUUGCCGCCAUCCUGAUGGUGGCCCAGCUGUACCAGCAGCCUGUGCACAUCUGCCACGUGGCUCGCAAGGAGGAGAUCCUGCUCAUCAAGGCUGCAAAGCAGAAGGGGAUCCCAGUGACAUGUGAAGUGGCCCCACAUCACCUCUUCCUGUGCCGUGAUGACGUGGGGCGCCUUGGGGAGGGCCGAGCGGCCGUGCGUCCGGAGCUGGGCACCCGCCAGGACCUGGAGGCGCUCUGGGAGAAUAUGGACACUAUUGACUGCUUUGCCACAGACCACGCACCCCACACACUGGAGGAGAAGCAGGGACCAGAGCCACCCCCUGGCUACCCUGGCCUGGAGACACUGCUGCCACUGCUGCUGACAGCUGUGUCUGAGGGGCGGCUCUCGGUGGAGGACAUAGUGCAACGCCUCUACGAGAACCCCCGAAAGAUCUUUGGGCUUCCAGCACAAGAGGACACUUAUGUGGAGGUGGACCUGGAGCACGAGUGGGUCAUUCCCAGCCACACAGCCUUCUCCAAGGCCGGCUGGACACCCUUCGAGGGGAUGAAGGUGAAGGGCACGGUGCGGAGGGUGGUUCUACGCGGGGAAGUUGCCUAUAUCGACGGGCAGGUGCUGGUGCCCCCCGGCUAUGGGCAGGAUGUGAAGAAAUGGCCCUCAGCUUCUGUGCUGGCACCACACGUGGCCCCAGCCAAGGAGACGGUGAAGACCCCCGAGCGGCCCCGGCAUGUGGUGGCCAGCGAGACGCUGCGCGGCCGAGCCUCCAGCCCACGCCGGGUUGGCACUGUGGGUGAUGGGCGCUUCCACCUCCCACCCCGCAUCCACCAUGCCUCCGACCCCGGGCUGCCAGCGUUCCAGAGGCUGGGAGCCACGCACCGCCCGGGCGCCCGAGGCACCGCUGAGGACACCCGGGACAAGGCCGGCAGGAAGGCGGCAGAGGCAGAUCCAGCUGCCAUCCAGGAUGGCUACUCCUACCCGCUGGGCCCUCUCCCACGCCAGGCGUCCCCCCAGCGCACGCCCCACUUCCAGACCUCGCCACUGCUGCACCCCCUGGUCGGGCAGCAUGUCCUCUCUGCCCAGCAGUUCUCCAAGGAGCAGAUGUCACAUCUAUUCAACGUGGCGCACACACUGCGCAUGCUGGUGCAGAAGGAGCGGAGCCUGGACAUCCUCAAGGGCAAGGUGAUGGCGUCCAUGUUCUACGAGGUGAGCACGCGCACCAGCAGCUCCUUCGCGGCGGCCAUGAGCCGGCUGGGCGGCUCCGUCCUCACCUUCUCGGAGGCCACGUCCUCGGUGCAGAAGGGCGAGUCACUGGCUGACUCCGUGCAGACCAUGUGCUGCUACGCCGACGUGCUGGUGCUACGGCACCCCCAGCCGGGCGCCGUCGAGCUGGCCGCCAAGCACUGCCGCAAGCCAGUGAUCAACGCAGGGGACGGGGUGGGCGAGCACCCCACGCAGGCGCUGCUGGACAUCUUCACCAUCCGUGAGGAGCUGGGCACUGUCAACGGCAUGACGAUCACCAUGGUGGGUGACCUGAAGCACGGCCGCACGGUGCACUCGCUGGCACGCCUGCUCACGCAAUACCGUGUCAACCUGCGCUACGUCACGCCCCCGGGCCUGCAAAUGCCCCCUGACAUCACCGCCUUUGUGGCCUCCAAGGGCAUCGAGCAGGAGGAGUUUGGGAGCAUUGAGGAGGCGCUGCCGGACACAGAUGUGCUCUACAUGACUCGCAUCCAGAAGGAGCGUUUCCGCCUGGCUGAGGAGUAUGAGGCCUGCUUCGGGCAGUUCAUUCUCACACCCCACAUCAUGACCCGCGCCAAGGAGAAGAUGGUGGUGAUGCACCCGCUGCCUCGCGUCAACGAGAUCAGCGCGGCGGUGGACUCGGACCCGCGCGCCGCGUAUUUCCGGCAGGCGGAGAACGGGAUGUACAUUCGCAUGGCGCUGCUGGCCACUGUGCUGGGCCGCUUCUGAGCAAUAAACGGGGCUGCGCACGCCGACACCGACGAGCGGGUGCUGCGUCAUCGCCGCUCGACGGCUUCGCGAGCGGCGCUGUUGGCGUGACGUCAUGAGUGA